CGCCGGAAGUGCCGCCAUUUUGGGGUGUUCUGCUCUAGCGGCGGCGGCGGCGGGACGCGGAGGCUCCCCCGGGACUUGGCCUCAGCUACGAGGCGGCGGCUGCGGAGGCGCAGGCAGCAGCUGACGCGGCGGCGGGCUCAGGUGCAGCCGCUGAGAGAAGACCUAGUCCAGAGAGGGAGGUGUAAAGCUCCAGGAAGCUAAAGCUGAGUGUAUUUGUGGAUGAGACAAGUCCAUCAAGUUAAUGUCAUUGGCUUCUGAAGGGGACAGUGAGGUGAUGGCCGCGUUUAAGUUGGAUUUCCUUCCAGAAAUGAUGGUGGAGCAUUGCUCUUUGAAUUCCAGUCCUGUCUCAAAGAAGAUGAACGGCACCCUGGACCACCCAGACCAACCAGAUCUUGAUGCUAUUAAGAUGUUUGUGGGCCAGGUUCCCAGAACCUGGUCUGAGAAGGACUUGAGGGAACUCUUCGAACAGUAUGGUGCUGUCUAUGAAAUCAACGUCUUAAGGGAUAGGAGCCAAAACCCUCCUCAGAGCAAAGGGUGCUGUUUUGUUACAUUUUACACUCGUAAAGCUGCAUUAGAAGCACAGAACGCUCUUCACAACAUGAAAGUCCUUCCCGGGAUGCAUCAUCCUAUACAGAUGAAACCUGCUGACAGUGAGAAGAACAAUGCAGUGGAAGACAGGAAGCUGUUUAUUGGUAUGAUUUCCAAGAAGUGCACUGAAAAUGACAUCCGAGUCAUGUUCUCUUCAUUUGGACAGAUUGAAGAGUGCCGGAUAUUGCGGGGACCUGAUGGCUUGAGCCGAGGUUGUGCAUUUGUGACUUUUACAACAAGAGCCAUGGCACAGACAGCUAUCAAGGCAAUGCACCAAGCACAGACUAUGGAGGGCUGCUCGUCCCCUAUGGUGGUGAAGUUUGCUGAUACGCAGAAGGACAAAGAGCAGAAGAGAAUGGCCCAGCAGCUCCAGCAACAGAUGCAGCAGAUCAGCGCGGCGUCUGUAUGGGGGAAUCUUGCUGGGCUGAACACUCUUGGACCCCAGUACUUAGCACUUUAUUUGCAGCUCCUUCAGCAGACUGCCUCCUCUGGGAACCUCAACACCUUGAGCAGCCUCCACCCGAUGGGAGGCCUCAAUGCGAUGCAGUUACAGAAUUUGGCUGCAUUGGCUGCUGCAGCUAGCGCAGCUCAGAAUACACCCAGUGGUACCAAUGCUCUCACUACAUCCAGCAGUCCCCUCAGCGUCCUCACCAGUUCAGCAGGGUCCUCACCCAGCUCCAGCAGCAGUAAUUCUGUCAACCCCAUAGCCUCACUUGGAGCCCUGCAGACACUCGCUGGAGCAACAGCUGGCCUCAACGUUGGCUCUUUGGCAGGGAUGGCUGCUUUAAAUGGUGGCCUGGGCAGCAGUGGCCUUUCGAAUGGCACCGGGAGCACCAUGGAGGCCCUCACCCAGGCCUACUCUGGUAUCCAGCAAUAUGCUGCUGCUGCACUCCCCACCCUGUACAACCAGAACCUGUUGACACAGCAGAGUAUUGGUGCUGCUGGAAGCCAGAAGGAAGGUCCAGAGGGAGCCAACCUGUUCAUCUACCAUCUCCCCCAGGAGUUCGGAGAUCAGGACCUGCUUCAGAUGUUUAUGCCCUUUGGGAAUGUCGUGUCUGCCAAGGUUUUUAUAGAUAAGCAGACAAACCUGAGCAAGUGUUUUGGUUUCGUAAGUUACGACAAUCCUGUUUCGGCGCAAGCUGCCAUCCAGUCCAUGAACGGCUUUCAGAUCGGCAUGAAGCGGCUCAAAGUGCAACUCAAGCGUUCGAAGAAUGACAGCAAGCCCUACUGAGUGCUCCCCUCUGAGACUGGAGUGAGAGGGUCUUCUGGCACGGCUUGCCCUGAAGACUCGGCUACGGCCUUCUGUGGGAGUUUCGCUUCGUACAGAGGACGAGUUUGUGCUUUGGUUUCCAGUAUUUUACUUUGGAGUUUAGGUGCCAUAUUCUGAGAUUUUUUUUCCCCCCUUUAUUUAAAAGUUUGCCGUGUUUGUAACCAGUGUGUGUUGAGAUGGACCAACAUCAGACUGCCCUGGGGGUGGGAGAAUGGGGAAGUAUUUUUCAAAGAUGAAGAUCAGGAUUUGACCCAAAUCACCCCAAGAGAGAGGACUGAGUGGAAAAAGCAUGACCCUUAGAGUGUCCCCGAGUGCAUAGCGGGGGUGCUUUGGAGGAGAGGCAGGUGACCUGACACCUAGUGUCGUGCAGCCGCAGGCGGAAGCUGCUUCACAGCUGCCUCCCAUGGAAAUAUACUGAGUUUCUGCCACCUAUUUUUCAAAUUCUUGUCCUGGAUUUCUGCCCCUCUUUCCUAAAAGGGGGUCAACAAUUCUCUGGAAAUAAAGUACCUCUUAAAUUAACUGAUUUAUGCAAAAAGCAGGGAGACAUCACCCAUUCCUGGCCUUCAAGCCUCCGUUGGUAGUGGAUUGCCCUGCCUGGCUGGUGGCUGUUGGGAGAAGCACCCAGGAGGUCAUUCUUAGUUACAUCAACAUCAGAUUAGACCCUGGCCCAUUUCCAGCAAAUCCCCUUUUUAAAAAGGCCUCUGUGCAAGACAUUGCUGGGUCUCUUUCCUUAGAGUCCAUUCUAAGCCACAGUUUUCUCUGAGGGCAGAUCUGCUGGGUGUGCUCUGGGCAGUGAUCAGGAGCCACCUCGUUGUGAGGGGAGGAGCCUGUGCCUUGGUGUCCUGAGCCACAGGGUCCCUUCAGGCCCGGCUGUUGUGUUGACCGCAGCCAGGCCUCAUACAGAGGGAGAGGCAGAGAUACGCACUUCUCCUCGACUCAGUUGAGGUGUCCCAGAGGUAGUAUCCCACAGUUAUGGCACACGCCUCCGCCAGCCACGCCAGUCCCAUCUUCUGCUCUUGGGGACAGAGAAACAACAGCACGUUUACAGCCUCUGGAUGGAUUUAGUGUUCAUUUACCUCAGUAUUACUCUGUUCAUUGUUGUCCUCGCGCUUAGUUAGCUGCCCACUGCCUCCCACAGGCCUCGCUCCAGCUCAGGCCUCUGGGCUGUGCCUCUGCUCCGAGAAAUGCUGUGGGGUGGGAGCUGCAAAGACGUGCUGUUGGUGGGGCUUCCCUGGCAGUCGCCUGUGGAGGGGACUGGGUGCCCAGGCCCCUGGGAGCUUACCCCGCCCUCACCAGUAGGAGUCGGCCCGACCACGGAGAGCACGGGGAAAGGGCCGUUUUGCUGUAACUCAGAAGGGGCGCUCUCCCUGCCGUGCUGUUCCUGGGGUAGCAGCCAGGGCUGACCGUCUUGCUGCAAACUGGUGGUACUGGAUUAUCCCACUGGAGCAGGGACGGCCAUCCCUUCUUGUAGUGAUAACUGGGGUCUGUUGUCCUCUGAGAAACGUGAAACGUACCCAUCUUAAGCGGACCCACGUAAACUUGAAUUCUGCACACUGGGAGAAAUGUGUCCUGUGUUUCAAAGGAGAAAACUGUUCUAAAGGCUUCCAGGGUCAUGAUGGGAUUUUUUAAAUAAAUGCAAAAAAUAAAAAGAAAAAAGAAUACAAAAAAAAGGAAAAAAAAGAAAAAAAAAAAGAAAAAAUGCUAGGUUGGGGGAGACGCUGUUCUGAAUCCCAACCGGCUGGAACCAAGAAUGUUGUUUCUAUUUUUAUAGAAGUUUUAUACAGCUCCGGGGUGGAGAAUAUUUAUUACCUAAAUUAUAUCUCUGGAAAAGGCCAGGAUUUUAUAGAAUCCAGAAUGUGAUUGUUGUACACACAGGGUGCUGUGUAUGAUUGAAACUACUGACUUUCUGUGGCGUUCGCAGCCCGGCUAACCUGCCCGAGGGGAAGGCAUUAAUGCUGUGAAUUGGCAGAGGAGAGAGCUGUGCUCUCCGGGCGCUGCCGGCGCCGUGCUCCCGACCUUCUGUUCUAUCUUCCUCUUUGGCCAGAACUCUGCGGCCGCUCCCCCUUCCUCCACAGCCCUGUCUCACCAGUGCCCAGGGGUUUGUCCUGGGCACAGGUGCAGCCUGUCACCUUUGAUCCCGCCAAGGCCCAUACCCACUCGCAUUGUCCCUUCUGAAAGGAGCACCGGCCCCUGGGGCCCUGGCUGCGCAGGCAGCCCGCGGGCCAGACCAACACCAACACCGUGGACCCCUCCGCCCAGCGUGUCGCACCGCAGCGGCACUGCCCUUGAGCACAGUUCUCUCCUGGGCCAAAGAUGGUUUUGUGAAGAAGCUGCUCCCCUCUGAGUCUCACAGCGUGAGAGGGCUCAGCCCGGAGAGUAGAGACUCACAGCCAAGUCUUAAGCAAUCCUUUUCUGUCGUGGAGGUGUCACUUACAAUGUGCUUUCUGCUGUAGUUUUGUUUCUUCCUUGGGUUACAUCAUGAAAUUGAUUUGCCUUGAAUGUGGCCAGACCACUAUCUCCUGGGUCCCACACAAGUGGCCAGGGCCGGUGUGGAAGCUAAGAGCUUGGAUUUCUGGGAACCAAGGGCUCUCCCCGUAGGUUGAAGCAGAAAUCCCAGCUCUCCCUGCUGAAGAACCGCCCCCCACUCCCAGCCUGCAUCUCUGCCUCCUCCCUGGGAGAGGAGAGGUGGGGCCCACCCCCAGAGACCUCCUCCUCCACCACUGGGCACUUCGAGGGAAAUCCAAGCCUUAGGUUCCCUCUGUCUCUGGCAGCUGGAUGUUUUCUUGGUGUCCUCCGUGUCCUUUUUGACUCUUCCCUGUGUCCAUCGUUAGCAUGUGCAAAGUCCCCUGUCAUCCCGUCCCGCCCCGCCCCGCCCUGCUCCUCAUUUCAGGGCUGUCCACACAGAGUGUCCUGUUCUCUCUCUCUGUUUGGAUGUAUUGCUCUGUGUAACUCAGUGGGUCUCCCUCUUUCUGGUUUGUUUUUUUUUCUAGAUUCCUGCCGUUUGUUCAUCGUUGUGCCUAAAGCAUGUCGAUGUGGCGUCAAGUACAUCGUCCAAAUCCCUGUCUCUUCAGCUUCUCUGAUGCUUGAACUCUCACCUUUGACCUUGUGUUGACCUUUGAUGCUGACGUGUAUUUUUAUUACAUUUGUUUCUUUCUUUGUUUUUUCUUUUUUCUUUCCUAUUUUUUUUUCUUUUCCUUUUUGUGCUGCCAAAAUUGGUUUUGCUAGAACGACUGCUGAAGGGGAAAUAUUUAAACUUGCAUUUGAAUAUAAAAAAAUCUAUUUUUCUAGAACUUCAUAAGAUAACCACUUGAUUUUGUGAUUCCAAUUCUUUGUAAUCGUCUUCAGAGCAGCCCUACUAGCACAUACCGCGUGGUGUUUGUGUUUCCGUGAACACACAGCCAGUCCGUUUCUAGGCUUUGUUUCUGUGUGCUUAGUUUUAAAGACAACUUUGAAGUAAACAAUGAAAUAAAGGAUGUCACUAAAACCUUUGAGGCUCCUGAGCACAUUUUGCUGAUACAGCUUGUGGGGCUUGAGGAGACCGCAUGUGUUGUUGUUAUUUUUGUUUUUCUGAGUUCUCGACUGCAGAACACACCCGAACCCCUCCUCUUCGACAGCAGGCUGCAGUUUGGGCCCCUGCCAUCCCUUUUCCUUUUCUUCUGUGGUCUUCCUUGGGGGUGACCCUGCCGGGUAUCCAGGACCCCGGCCAUCCCUCAGCCCCGGCUCACCUCAUGCUUAUCCUGCAGUCUCCACAGCAAAAUGUGAUGCUUUGAUCUUUUUGUUUUUGUAUUGUUUUUGUGUUUUUAUUUUGAGUAUUUUUUCCCACUAAGAUUAUGCUCAGAAAAAAACAAGUUUUGCAUGUUUCCUGCUAUUUCUUCACACCUCCGUAUAUAUCACCUUCACCUCUCUGUUUUCUAUAGUUUGUGCAAAAACUGACCGAUUUAAAAGGGUUUCAAAGAAGCUGUUUUAAAUUGUUGUGGGGUUGAUUAUUUUUUUCAAGAUUGUACUGUUUAUUUUGAAGUGGCAACUCACUCCUCUAUUGCCCGUAGAGCGUGUCCUGUGCACUUAGACUGUCACCUCGUGUGGCGGCAGGUCUCGGCAGGGUGCCGGGGACCUGGGCCACUCUGCCUGGAGGGGUGGGGAGGGGAGGGGAGAGGAGAGGAAAGGAGGGACCUGGACAGGCAGGGUGACAGAGACAGCGUGAAGGGGCUGAGGGGCACAGGAGGCCAGUGUAGGACCAGCACCCAGCGGGGGGGCGCCCUGACGCUGAGGGGGAGGGGCGCCCGCGCACGAAGUAGCCUGCCCGCGCUUUCCUAGGCGACAAGCACAAUACCAGUCUUCACACUGUUUACACCCCUGAGCACCGCCCGCCCCAGCCGGCUCUGCCCUGCCUGGGUACUGGGGGAGCCAGGGCGGGGACUCGUUUUCUUCAUUGGGUGAAGAGCCACAUAGCUACUGCCCCUGGGUGCCGGGCCAGCCAGUGCUUGGGCUCCCGGAGGGGAACUUCCCCUCUUCCCCUGUGACUCCGUCCAGCUGCGGGGUCUUGGGACUUGAGGAAGAAUGUGAAGGGAGGGGGAGAGGCCAGAGGAGAGGGGAGGGCAGGAUGGGUCUGAGGAGGAAGAGGGAGCAGGAGAGGAGUUAUGGGGCCCCCCAGCCCUAAGCGCUGGGGACAGAACUGUCCAGGGGAUGGCGAGCUGUGAGGGACGGGGUGGGGGUAGAGGCACUGGCCAGCUCUGCCCACUGGGGUGGGAGGGGCCCCAGCCAGCUGCCUGGGCCAUGCUGGAGGCCGCUCCCACUGGCGGGAGGGGCAGCCGCGAGGCCCCAGCGUCCGGCACGUCCAGCACGGGGAGAGGGUGGGGAGAGCCAGGCCGGCCCAGAGCCCGCGCCCACAGUCUGACUGCACAGAGCCGCCUCGCGGCACGGGCGCCAGGCCUGCCCCUCCUGGGACUGAGAAGCUGUGUUUGCCAGUGUAUUUUGCUUUCGCUUCCAAGAGGAGCUCUGGGAAAACCUGUGGGUAAAAUCAAAUGCCAAACGUUGGACGUUGUUUCCUUUUCCUUUUCUCUCUCUGAUUGUUUUAAUUGUUCUGUGGUGGUUUUAAUGGAUUUGAGACCCUGGAGCGGCAGCUGCCUUUCUGAUUUCCAGCUGCUUUUUGUGAAUAAUUUAAAAAGAAAAAAAAAAGAAACUUUACAUUUUGGAGACAAACCUGUGUGAGUUUUUUAUUGGUACAAACGUAUUUAACACUAGGGGUUUUGUACAGUUUUUUGCCUUUUCUACUAGAAAACAAUGUAAAGUGAUUUCACAAUGUGAAGAGAAAAAAAAAUGCCACUAUGACCAAACGCACAGUCUGUUCUGCAGCAGCAAUGGGAUUCAAUCAACUUAAGUCGUGAUUCAGCCGUAGAAACGCUUUUCCUUGACCUUGUUUGAGCUUUCCUUUCUUUCCUGUUUUGAUUUGCAAAAGAAAAUGUCUUUUUUGUGUGAACUUGUGUUGUACUCUGUAGAAAAUUAUGGAUUUUACUUUAAUGGUUUUUUAAAAAAGGUAAGAAAAGUUUUUGUCGCUUUUCUCACCCAAUCACAGAGUUUGUGUAGUGGAUUAAAAAAGAAAAAAAUUGUUACAAGUUUGGAGCAAGGGAGUAUGUGUUUCAAAGGACUCGCCUUCCUUUUUUGUGUGUUUUUUCUUUUGUCCCAAUGGGAAACCUAAAUCUGUUUUAAUUGCACAGACACACGGACAAAAAGUCAUUUUGUAUCUGCCAAGUGUGGUACCUUCCUUUGUUUAUUUGCUAUUAAAUUGUUUGAGAAGAACA
Messenger RNA from Chinchilla lanigera (long-tailed chinchilla), 7656 nucleotides. It is a transcript of the gene Celf1, whose product is annotated as CUGBP, Elav-like family member 1. The transcript is spliced from 16 exons. Gene Ontology annotation, biological process: regulation of alternative mRNA splicing, via spliceosome; mRNA splice site recognition. Gene Ontology annotation, molecular function: mRNA 3'-UTR binding. Gene Ontology annotation, cellular component: nucleus; cytoplasm; ribonucleoprotein complex. The record is from RefSeq and is a predicted model, not a curated record. NCBI's taxonomy places the organism in Eukaryota, Metazoa, Chordata, Mammalia, Rodentia, Chinchillidae. The coding region runs from base 242 to 1819 and encodes 525 amino acids.